Molecule: messenger RNA, 1563 nt
Organism: Ostreococcus tauri
Lineage: Eukaryota; Viridiplantae; Chlorophyta; Mamiellophyceae; Mamiellales; Bathycoccaceae
Product: Acyl transferase/acyl hydrolase/lysophospholipase
Exons: 2
Coding region: 1-1563 (520 amino acids)
Biological process (GO): triglyceride catabolic process; lipid homeostasis
Cellular component (GO): lipid droplet; membrane; cytoplasm
Molecular function (GO): triacylglycerol lipase activity
Source: RefSeq, a predicted model, not a curated record
AUGCGCCACGGGCGCGCGAGGGCGUCGACGGACGAACCCACCGCGAGGGCGACGACGGACGAACCCGCCGGGACGUCCGGCGAUGCCGGGCGGUUCGAGUACGAGAUCGCGUUAGGGAGCUCGGGGUGGUUGUUCGUGUACUACGUGGGCGUGGUGAAAGCGCUGCGGGAACGCGGCAUGGCGAGGAAGACCAAGGUGUACGGAACCUCCGGUGGGGCGCUCUCGGGGGCGCUGUUGUUCAUGGAUUGCGAUUUGGACGCGUUGGCGCAGUAUGUGUACAUAUGCGCGGCGCGAGCGCGGAGGAGCGUGUUGGGAGCGUUUCAGUUGAGGGCGUAUUGUCGAGGCGCGAUGACAGAGUUUUGUGAUCCGAGGGCGCACGAGUUACUGAGCGGGCGAUUACAGGUGUCGAUCACGAGGAUUUUUCCGUCGUAUAAGAAUCUUCGAAUCAGUGAUUACCCAUCGUACGAUUUCUUGAUCACCGCGCUGCUGUGCUCGGCGUGCAUCGUGCCCUUGAGCGGGUUACCAAUUUGGUUGCGCGGUUUCGGUUUGUGCCUGGACGGCGCGGUGUCGGACAUGCAAGUGUGGAAGGGAUUCAAGCCGGACGGCACGUUCAGCAAGCUCCACUGCAAGGCGGCAAACCCAAACAUCGUCAUCGUGAAUCCAUUUUAUUCCUCGCGCGCAGACAUCAAGCCGAGCAAGUACAUUCCAAUCUGGUGGUGCUUUUACCCGCCAGAGCCGUACAAGCUCAAGCAACUGUACGAGAUGGGAUACAAGGAUGCGAACGCGUGGUACGAGCGCACACACGGACUCUCGAAAUCGUCCGCAUCGCCGUCAGCGCGCGAGUCUGACGUCGACACGGGAUCACCCAUCGCGGAGCAGCAGAGGAGUUGGGCGACAGAGUGUCAGGAUUGGGCGAGUCAGAGCGCAGAGACAGCGGCGCGGCGCGCGGCGGCGGCAGCAGAAUCGGCUCGACGCGCGGCAGCUCAACACGCCGAAGAGUUCGGCGCGUUUAUGAAGCACGAAGCUGAGCUCGUGUCGCGUAUGACAUUCAAAGCCGCAGAGGUCGCCUCUGCGGCCGUGCAAAGCGUGAACCAGAUGAAGUCUGACGACUCUCAGAGCUUUGCCGAGCGCGCCGAUGCGGCGGCGCAUGCCACCCUCGACGCGUUUGUCGUGGUUGGAAAGGGUUCGAUAAUCCCUUUCAGGCUCGUCUUAAAGGUCGUGGCGUGCUUGCUCGUUUACUCCGAGCUCGUCAUUCAGUCUCUCAUCGCGCUUGCCGGCGCGACGGUUGCGGCCAUCGUUCCAGGACGAGAUGACGGAGGGGCGCUCUGGAGACGAUGCCAGGCGUGCUCUCAGCCGCUCCCGCGUGUCUUGCUCCAAGCAGUGCCCGGAAUCAAACUUGAGGCGAAGAUUAACGAGAAGACGGCGAAACAGCUCGGUGAGCUCUCGGCGUUGUAUCGACUCCUAUGCUAUCUGGUGCACAUGAAUGAGCGCGAAUUCGAUGUGUUGAGGAAACGUUUGAGCGCCUCGCGCGGUCUCAACGAGCUCGAUCACACCGUGGAAUAA